Messenger RNA from Myzus persicae (green peach aphid), 1971 nucleotides. It is a transcript of the gene ZnT77C, whose product is annotated as zinc transporter 1. The transcript has 10 exons. Gene Ontology annotation, cellular component: membrane. Gene Ontology annotation, molecular function: zinc ion transmembrane transporter activity. The record is from RefSeq and is a predicted model, not a curated record. Bases 520 to 1725 code for a protein of 401 amino acids. Lineage: Eukaryota; Metazoa; Arthropoda; Insecta; Hemiptera; Aphididae. Gene Ontology annotation, biological process: detoxification of zinc ion; intracellular zinc ion homeostasis; zinc ion transmembrane transport.
AUACCACCGGCGCCGCCGCCGCCGCCGUUGCAUUUUAGAUCGGUGUAAAUUAUUGUUAUUUUUCUAUGGAUGUUUUUAUUUCUCGUUCGUGGGGUGGGAAGAACAGGUUGUGGUACGCAGCAGAAAAGAGGAGUGGCAGAUGCAUGCGAGUAAUUCAAGUGUGACACGAAAUCACUAUUCAGUGUUCACAACUUUAAUAAACACUUACAGUCGCACACGUGCGUACACUCGGACUGCCAUCGUCUCGUUAACAUGUGUCUGUGUAGUGUUCGACGUCCGUCGUACGAGUGAAAUCCAACGUCUAAUGCUGCAGUAAUAUCGUUAUACCUUAUACGAGAAAUUCCGAGCAGAGCGAUCGUGUUUGUUGGUUCUACGAUGAUUUGGACUUUUUUUAUAGGGUUUCUCGGAACCAUAUUUUGUAGCAGUAAUAAGGCUCAACGUUUCAUUAUGCAGUACCGUCUCUAUAUUGAAUAUUAGAUUGGAAAUUGAAUUAGGUAUACUUUGGAAAGCGGCUUUAAAAUGUCAGUCAAAAAAGUGCUCCGCAUUUUUAAUCCUCAUGCAGUCCACACGGUCAUUCUACUAACAUUAUGUUACUUCUUAGUGCAACUAGUUUUGAGUCAUGUGUCCCAUUCACUCACUUUGCUCGUCGACUCGUACCACGUGCUUUGCAAGCUAAUAUACUUUUUUGGAUCUGUACUGUGUAUUAAGCACGACGAUUAUGAAGAAGUGUGUUUAAACGAAGGUUGUGUGGAAAAAAUCCUCAACGCGGAGGAAGAUUCUCCUGAGUCCAACAUGACAGUAUCCAAGUCCGGUCAAAUAUCGUCUUCCAGUUGCGUACAUCAUCAUCCCGAGAAGAAGUUAAAGAACACAUUCGGAUGGGCGAGGAUCGAAGUGGUUUUAAUGCUCGGUGGUUGCGUGUUUUUGGCGUCCCUUAGUUUCUCCCUGGUGGUUGAAGCCAUUCAAACUCUCAUACACAUCGACCAUCAAGAUCCAAUGCAUCAUCCGAUAUCAGUAUUCAUUAUCGGUCUUGUUGGUAUACUCAUUCACGGACUGUGCUGUUUAUUACUAGGAGGCCCGGUUGUACAAAAUACAAGAGUUCCUGACGAAGAAAGCGCCAAUGCUCUUUUGAAUCCUGGUCAAUUGCUGAAGAAAAAAAUACAAACGAAAAACUGCUCUCCAAGAGAAAUAUGUCGAGAUUUAGUUGGUUGUACAAUGGUGAUGAUAUGUUCAAUCAUCGUAAUAUUCACAGACCCUUGCAUAGCAAAGUUUGUUGAUCCCGGAAUUUCAAUCAUAUCUGCAGCAAUAUUGCUCUACCUCAAAUAUCCAAAUAUGAAAGAAUCAUGCCUGAUUCUUCUCCAGACAAUGCCCGACCAUAUGAAUAUUGACGCCAUCUGCAAAAACCUGAUGAAAACAUUUCCAGACAUAGUAAAUGUACAUGAACUGCAUAUAUGGCAACUGACUGAAGAUAAAAUAAUAUCCACUGCACAUAUUAUGUUUCUUAACCCUCAAGAUUAUUUGAGAAUAAAUAAAGCGGUUGUUAACUUCUUCCACGAAAAUGGCAUUUUAGAAGUAACUAUUCAACCAGAGUUUUUUAAAGACGACCAGAAUAUACAAAUGGUACCAGAGUAUGGUAUGGGACAGUGUUUGGUUCAGUGCAAUAACAUCGAAUGCUUUGAUAGAAAUUGCUGUGAACCAGAUGAUAUUGAAUCAAUUCAACACUGUUAAGCUUCAAAAACAACUUCAUAGAGUUGAAACAAUUGUCUUGCUCACCAACAUUAAUCAUUAUUUGAUUAACCUUUACCAAUAUUCAAAAGUAAAUAUUUCAAAUUUGAUUACCUUAUAGGUACCUAUACCAUACGCAAAUGGGUUAUAUUGACCUUAUUAUUAUUAUAUUUUUUUUUCAAAUGGAAAAUACGUUCCUAUGUGUACUCAUAAUUGUGUGACUGUGAAUGUAUUUAUACUGAAUCGUUA